AUGGCGACACCCACGAAGUUGCCUCCAGGCACAGCAGCGAUCAAGCCAGAGUACUUGCUCUCCGUCCAGCCCCGCGAUGCCCCCGACGACGACGCAGCCGAAGGCGGCACGAGCCACGUCGCCGCGCACGGACGGCCGGACGGCGCGAUCGAUGCGGGCGACGACGGCGGCGGGAAGCGGUUGUCGGGCGCGCAGCGCAAGAAGCUGGCCAAGGAGGAGCGCAAGAACAAGCGGGGCGCGAACAAAGGGCGGCGGUUCCAGAAGGUGCGCGACGACGUCGAGCUCUGCUUCCGCGUUGCGAGCGGCCAGCAGUGCGACUUUGGUGCAGAAUGUCGCUUCACGCACGACGUGUCAGCGUACCUCGCCGUCAAGCCCAGAGACAUACAUUUCCCCUCUUCAAGCGACCUCUCAAAUGAACCACCAUUCGUGCGCCUCCCAGAUGUUGACAUGGUUGAGAACGGGACCGCAACGUCUUCGCUUGAUACGACGACGACCUGCCCCGUCUUUCAACGCACAGGCGAGUGUAAACACGGCCUCAAGUGCCGUUUCCUCGGAAAUCAUGUCCGGAAGCUGGAGAACGGCGAGCUGGAGUUGAGGGUAGACGAAGAGAAGAGAGCGCAUGUCGCUGCUGCCGAACCGGAACAGAACUUCAUCGACAGCGAGACGUUGCGCAAAAUCAGGACAAAAAAGUACCCCCAUCCCAUCUCCGACGCAUAUCUGGAGGAACUGAAGAAUGCUGCGAACGAAGGAGAGAAGGGGAAUGGAGAAACACCCGCGACAGAAUCACAAGAUUCGUCAUCGACCCUCGUAGAAGCUACAGUUACAGAACCUCCCGCCGACGGAGUAACAGCCGUCGACCAUUCGCAAGAUGAUACGCCAGACGUUCCCGUGCGUUUCAUGGAGAAGAAGCGGUUACACUGGAAGGAGAAAACCUACUUGGCCCCCCUUACCACUGUUGGAAACUUGCCAUUCCGACGUCUAUGCGUUGACUAUGGUGCCGACAUAACCUGUGGCGAGAUGGGCCUGGCGAUGUCUUUCCUGCAGGCUUCAAAAGAAGAGUGGUCGCUUGUCCGUCGGCACCCUUCAGAAUCAAUGUUCGGCAUGCAAAUCGCAGGGAGCAAGCCUCAGCUGCUGGUUCCCGCCGCGGAGAUCAUCGGACGGGAAUGCACGGGCAGUCUAGACUUCGUCGACGUCAACUGCGGGUGUCCGAUAGACCUCGUGUACAAAACCGGAAGCGGAUCUGCGCUUCUCGACGCCGCCGGACGGCUGGGUAAGAUCCUCGUCGGGAUGAACAAGGCACUGGGCGAGAUCCCGGUGACGGUGAAGCUCCGGACGGGCGUGAAAGACGGUCGGAAUACCGCCCACAAGCUGAUGCCCCGUCUCAGCGGGGAGUGGGGAGCGGGUGCCAUCACGCUGCACGGCCGGACACGGCAGCAACGGUACACUAAGCUCGCGGACUGGGAUUAUGUGAAGCAGUGUGUCGAAGCCGUCCGUGCGCGAGAGGCAGACGAAGACCUGCCGCCGGUCCCCAUCUUCGGCGGCGGCGACUGCUUCUCAGCGGAAGACUACUGGCACAAGAUGGACAACUACGGCGUGGACGGGAUCAUGAUCGGCCGCGGCGCGCUCAUCAAGCCCUGGGUUUUCACCGAAAUCAAGGAGCGGCGGGAGUGGGACAUCAGUGCCCGGGAGCGGCUCGAGCUCGUGCGCAAGUACGCCGAGUAUGGGCUCAACCACUUCGGGUCCGACACGGCCGGGGUGAACACCACACGGCGGUACCUCUGCGAGGCGCUGUCGUUCCAGUACCGCUACGUCCCCAUCGGUCUCUUGGAGCGAAUGCCCCCCCGCAUCAACGAGCGCGCUCCCGCGUUCCGUGGCCGUGACGAGCUCGAAACACUGCUCGCGAGCGGCGAUAGUCGAGACUGGGUGCGGAUAUCCGAGAUGUUCCUCGGGCCCGCGCCCGAGUCGUGGGCGUUCACGCCGAAGCACAAAAGCAACUCGUUCGGGGAGGAGAGCCAGGGAUAG
Messenger RNA from Epithele typhae, 2022 nucleotides. Its product is annotated as zinc finger dihydrouridine synthase. The record is from RefSeq and is a predicted model, not a curated record. The coding region runs from base 1 to 2022 and encodes 673 amino acids. Gene Ontology annotation, molecular function: metal ion binding; flavin adenine dinucleotide binding; RNA binding. The transcript is spliced from 12 exons. NCBI's taxonomy places the organism in Eukaryota, Fungi, Basidiomycota, Agaricomycetes, Polyporales, Epitheliaceae. Gene Ontology annotation, biological process: tRNA processing.